This is a messenger RNA of Dovyalis caffra, 456 nucleotides long. The record is from the annotation of a GenBank genome assembly. NCBI's taxonomy places the organism in Eukaryota, Viridiplantae, Streptophyta, Magnoliopsida, Malpighiales, Salicaceae.
AUGAGGGGAGGAUCUCAAAAGGUACCUCAUCUUCUUCUCGAAAUGCAGCAUUGGCUCAAAACAUAUCUGACUCUGGAAUCUCAUUCAUUAAGCUUAUCAUCAGAACAGUCAGAGUCUUUUCACCUGAAGAUGUGGGAUUCUAACUUUUAUGUGCACUUCAACAAAGUUCUAGAUAAAACCAUCAACCAGUUGGAAGUCAAGAUUUUGGAGCUCUCUAUCCCUUUGCUUUUGGUUUUGUUCUUGUCUUUGUUUUUGGCAAGUUUGGGACUUCCAUUUCAAGGAAAGAAAUGGCUUGCUUUGCUUACCCCAAAGAUCAAAGAGGCUCCAUUUUAUCAAGCCUACUGGAUCAAUUUGAUUGGAUCAGAAUUACUUGAGGAAGCUGAAGACAGAGUUGGCUUACAUGAUGGAGUAGGCUUCAAAGAAGUUGCACAUUUAGGGGUGAUGGAGAUGGUUUAG